UUUUUUUUUAGGUUUUCAAAUGGCUGAUCCUUUUCUAUAUAAUACUGGAGAAAGGUCUCACUAUGGGUGCCUUGGCCAUGAAGUACAAAUUGAGUACCUUAAGGCAUAUGUUUGUAGACCACCUUUUUCCACGGACAAAGCUGUGAUUGUGGUUCAUGAUGUAUUUGGAUGGCAGUUCCCAGACAUUAGAUACAUAGUCGAUUUGAUGGCAGGUCAUGGGUAUAUAACCAUCUGCCCAGACUUCUUCAAGGGAACAAAACCCUGGACAUCUAGAGAUCACUGGGCUGACUUUCCUGACUGGAUGAAAAAUCAUGAUCCUAUGAAAGUAGACAAGGAAGCUGAUGUUGUCUUGAAGUAUCUAAAGGAACAAUGCGGUGCAAAGAAGAUUGGUAUCAUUGGGUUUUCCUGGGGUGGAAUGGCAGUACAUCACUUGAUGCUGAAAAAUCCUCAAUUAACCGCUGCGGUGUCCCUCUAUGGAAUAGUUAGAGACUCUGAAGAAAGAUACAGUUUACUAAAUCCCACAUUUUUCAUUUUUGGUGAGAAAGACCACACUAUUUCUUUGGAUCAGAUCUUCUUAUUGGAGGACAAGCUGAAACAGUAUUGUAAAGUUCCAUAUAAAAUUAAAGUUUAUCCUGGGCAAGUUCAUGGGUUUGCACAACUGAAGCCAGAAGAUAUGAAACCUGAUGAUAAACCUUAUAUUGAAGAAGCUAGAAGGGAUAUGAUUGAUUGGAUCAAAACGUUUGUUUGACAAUAGCAGAAAGAAAUGCUAGGCUUCAAGAUCAGUGAUUGAUUUAAUUUGAGAGAAGGAAACAGUCAAGGGAAAAAUAUCUCAUUUUGAAAGUUGUCAUAAACUAAAAUAGGAACAUUUUAAUUUAUAGCUUUAAAUUAUUUUUGACAAUAUUUAGGGAAGAUUGUGAAAUAAAAGUCAGAGUAAAGGAUGAUUAGGCAUUAAAAAGCUUUUUGACCUUUUUUUUGCUUUUUAUUUGCUUUAUUAUUUUACAUUAUUACCUUGAUAGCCAUGGUAGUAUUUAGCCAUUUUUCUUUGCUAGUAAGCAUGACUUCAUCAUGACUUUACUUGAGUAAUUUCAGGCUUUAUUUUGGUAUGAUGAUUGGUGGUCAUAGGUGUUCCCAUGGAAGUAUGCUGGGUUUGCAUACAGAUAUUUUCUUUUAUUACCUACAAAGUAUUCUUCUCAAACAAACCCUUGGCUAUACUAAGGAGUUAGGAAGAAAUGAUGUUGUUAAGUGACACCCUCCAGGUAUUCCCUUGGCAAAAUUAAGAAGGGUACUUCUGGUAUUCCUUCAUCAACAUCAAGGAAAAACAUAAACUGUCCUCCUGUGGAAGUAACCCAGACACAAACACUGCAGAAACAGUGGCUUUUAUGUCAUGGUGAAAUUGUGGUGAUCCGGCAUAGGACUCAUGCAAUCCUGAUUAUAUUUUUUGCUGCACAUUAUAUCCUUGUUCCUCUCUCAAGUUCUUCCUCCUUAUCACCCUCAUAACCUCCCAAUAACUUAAUAUAAAAAAAGCAUCCCCAUGCACACUCACUCUGCCCAUGUGUGUUUUUUGAAUUUCAUUGCCCGGGUAAUGACUUGGCAAUUAGUGAUUACUCAGAGAUUCUCUAAGGAACCCAUCAUCCUUUAAAUUUUCUACAUUUGUCAGUUUCUCACCCUGUCACCUUGUUAAUGUUGCCAUAAGUUAAGGCUAGCUAGCUACAUUAAUAUGACUUUCCCUUUGAUAUCAGGCAGUCUGGCAGUUUCACACAUUGUUAUCCCCUCAGUGUAACUAUAUGGUCAUGGCAUGCUGGUUGUCCACACACCUCAACAGACCAAGUAUGUUAAACAAUAGUUGCUCAAUGAUCCUCUUAAAAGGGCUUUUUUAAGUACUCUGAGUGAGAUGGAUGGGAGAAAUACCAACAAGACAUUAUCAAGAGGCCAAAAAAAAAACCAAAAACUUCACUGGCAACUAUAGAAAAUCAGAGAACUUUGGCAAAAGGUUUAGAGCAGCAUUCUACCAACAUAAAACUUCUCAGUGUUAUUC
Messenger RNA from Taeniopygia guttata (zebra finch), 2035 nucleotides. Its product is annotated as carboxymethylenebutenolidase homolog. Gene Ontology annotation, molecular function: hydrolase activity. NCBI's taxonomy places the organism in Eukaryota, Metazoa, Chordata, Aves, Passeriformes, Estrildidae. The record is from RefSeq and is a predicted model, not a curated record.